This is a messenger RNA of Anneissia japonica, 1157 nucleotides long. RefSeq names its product bifunctional protein GlmU-like. The transcript is spliced from 4 exons. The coding region runs from base 216 to 620 and encodes 134 amino acids. Lineage: Eukaryota; Metazoa; Echinodermata; Crinoidea; Comatulida; Comatulidae. The record is from RefSeq and is a predicted model, not a curated record.
CCAUUAAUAAUAGGCCUAUGCCUAGCAACAUAUUUUUGCAUAGUGUGUUUCAUUCAUUUUUGAACAAUUGGAUCUAGGCCUAGGCUACGCUUGAUUGGGCCCACACACAUCCUCUGCGAACGAGCAGAUCCAGUCCUUUGUUUCAUGCUUCUAAUUUUGGGGUCUCCGAUCGAUCGUCUGCUGCUGUAAUCAGGCUUUUCUACAACUAAUUUAAAAUGUUUUUUUGCCAUGCUCUGAGAUUAAAACCAGGCGAAGAAGUUAUAAGCUGUUUAAAAACCUUCCUUGACCGCAAUCAAUUGCAGGCGGCCUGUAUCGUAUCUUGUGUUGGUAGUACUAAAUUCACCAAACUUCGAUUGGCUGAUUCCAAGACUGUUAUGGAAUUCAAUAAACCCCAUGAAGUCGUUUCAUUGGUUGGAACUCUUUCUCGAGAUGGAUUCCACUUACAUGCUUCAAUAUCAGACGAGGAAGCAAAGGUUUUUGGGGGUCACGUGAUGGGCGUGAUGGAAGUAUAUACAACAAUGGAGCUUGUGAUUGGAGAACUUACUCACCUUCAAUUUACAAGAGAAUACGAUGAUGAUUCAGGAUAUAAAGAACUGGUAAUAAAACAAAGAGAAACAUAAACAGGUGUGUCUACUCAGAAAACACAGAACGUAUUGAAACAUUCUGUAAACGUUGCAGUUUGGUUGCGUUAUUAACUGACGUUAGCACAACAAUGCAGAACGCUUGCAACGAAAAAUACGUAUAUUGUACCACAAAAAAGGCCUGUAUUGCACACCAAACUGUAACGUUAAUAUUACGAUAUCAUAACGUAAGUUUGCUAGCUUGGUAGGAAUAACAAAUGUGCAUGGGUGUUUCAAGGAAGGGAUUUGAGUCUGAUUAUUUCUGUUAGCACGUGUGAGAAAAAAAAUGUGAGUAUUUUAUCUGCGAUGAUCAAUUUAAGCCUGGUGUGCUUCUUCAAACAAUUGUCGUUAGCGGCAUUGCUAUUUCGUUACUUUUGUAUAUUUUUUUUGUAUGUAGUUACGUGCUUGUGUAUUCUGUGUCCCUGUUGCCUCAAAAUGAUGGAAUACGUUUAAUAGUCCUUGUUUUUAUUGGAUAACAAUAAUAAUAAUAGUAAUAAAGAAGUUAGUCCAAUUACCGUUAGUCAUUUCUGGAAUGUA